AUGAUCCCGCAGCCAGUAGAUCCUGCUCUCCUUCGAGAACAUGCUUUUCAAGAUAUUGGUGAUUUAAAUGUGGUUUUGGCCAAGGAAACAUAUACUGAGUUUGGUGGUUUCAAGUCGAUUUUCAGGUAUGGACUUGGUUACUUCAACUAUGGAUUUGGUCUGGAACGUCAGGUACACGAGCGUAGCAUUCUGAGCAUAUUGAGAUCGCACGUACUGGAAAACUACGUGGUGUACAGCUGUGUAGUGCUGGUUUUGGCAUUGCUAACAUAUAUCGCUCUCAUGCAGGUUCAAGGGAGCAUGGGCGCUAGCACUAAGGCUGAUAAAGACGGGGACAAUGUGUACUACGUCAAAGUAUAA
Lachancea dasiensis is the source of this 357-nucleotide messenger RNA. The record is from the annotation of a GenBank genome assembly. Lineage: Eukaryota; Fungi; Ascomycota; Saccharomycetes; Saccharomycetales; Saccharomycetaceae.